This is a messenger RNA of Sycon ciliatum, 6515 nucleotides long. Its product is annotated as laminin subunit beta-1-like. Lineage: Eukaryota; Metazoa; Porifera; Calcarea; Leucosolenida; Sycettidae. The record is from RefSeq and is a predicted model, not a curated record. Bases 146 to 6052 code for a protein of 1968 amino acids. The transcript has 43 exons. Gene Ontology annotation, biological process: animal organ morphogenesis; tissue development.
UAGUUCCAGUUAGCUUGGUGUUAGGGGAAGGUCACAGUUUCGAAUCGACCUUUUCCUGUCAUACCAGGAGAACAGACAACAACUAUCUUAUACUGUGCAAUAGCCACAACGGCCAGCCAGUUGCAAUAGUUCCCAACAGUCAGUUAUGAUGGCUGUACAAGCAGCUGUAUGGCUGUUGGUGGGCUUCAGUGCAACAUGUGUGGUUCAGCCGCAGGUCCUGGAGACACCAUCACUGCUGAUCGAUCCAAUUGGACUCGUCAACUUUGAAGCAGUCGGAACUUGUCCUGGCGCUGGUAUAGCUUCUGAGACUUACAACCUACCUGGUGAGCCCCUGAACAGCAGAACGUGCGAUGCCAACAGCAAUCCACCAAGCAAUGCCAAUACUAACACAAGCGUUGAUACCUUUUGGAAAUCCGCCAACAACCUGGAACUCACUUCACUGACGGCUGAAUUCACACAGCCCUACGUGGUGAAUUUCAUUCAAUUCAGGCUUGCAGCUCCUCGAUCCCGCACAUUGCGGGUCAGCGGCAGCAGAGGUGAUGGCUUCAGGGAUUUCAUCUACAUAGUUACGGAGAUUCCAGAGUGCAUGUCCGUCUACAAUGUUGCGUAUCAGCCGGUCCUCGAGCUUGACAACAGCAACAUAGGUGAUCCUUUCUGCGUGACCUAUGAUGAUAUCAACGCUCUCUCAUUGGAGAUUUUUGAUGCCCGUUUGUUCAAUGAGCGUACCGUCAUCGAAGCUGACGGCAAUCGUCUAAAUCCUCGCCGAAACCCUACAGUGGUGGAUUUUUUCACAGCGAACUUCCUCAGCUUAGAGUUCAGAGGCUUCUCCGAUGUAAACUUUCCAUUUACAGCUCUGCAGCGCAUGUCAGUUGGCGCCCAUUGUGUGUGCAAUGGGCAUACCACAAACUGCUCCAUGGCAGAGGCAGGAUUUUAUGUGUGUAACUGCGAAGAGAAUCGGAAUGUAAUGGGUACAAACUGCGAGAUGUGCCAGCCGCUCUUCAAUCAGCAGCCAUUCACGGAGGCCAGGGCUUGCGAACAAUGCCAGUGCUAUGGUCAUGCCACUUCCUGUGUCUUUGAUCCUACCGCUGUCGGCAGCAGUGUCAAUGCCAGUGGUGUUCUAACGGGAGGAGGCCGCUGUGUGGCGUGCGAUGGCUCCACCACUGGUGUAAACUGUCAGGACUGCAUCCCGCAGUUCUAUCAUCCUGGCACACCUUCCAGCAUUGAUCUCACGGUGAAUUGUCUAGACUGCGGCUGCACAACUGCCGGUCAGAUGUUUGCAUCGGGCAACUGCUCUGAAGGGACUGGAAUAUGCAUCAACUGCAAGGUGAACGUGAUGGGUGAUCAGUGCCAGCUCUGCAGGCCUGACUUUUUCAACCUGUUGGACGUAAAUGACGAUGGUUGUGAACCUUGUAAUUGUGAUCCAGCUGGCACCGAAGAAAACACCGUUUGUAACAUGGUCGGUGGACAGUGUGACUGUAAGGCUUCUGUGACUGGGCGCACGUGUAACAUGUGCAGCGACAUGUUCUUCAACCUGACCGCCGACAAUGCCCUUGGCUGUACACCGUGUGAGUGCAAUCUGGCUGGAAGCAUGAACAACAGCUGCGACGUAACCACCGGUGCAUGCAUCUGCCUUGCCAACAUCACUGGCCGACAGUGUGACCAGUGCAUUCCGACUUCAUUCGACUUCCCAACGUGCAGCGAUUGCGAGUGUGUUCUUGCCGGCCAGAUCGAUAGAACUAACCUCUGUGAUGCAUCCACGGGUGUUUGCAUCAACUGCAAAGUAAACGUUGACCCCAGCAACAAGUGUGAAGUCUGCCGCGAUGGGUUCUACGACCUGCUGGACUCAGAUGAGGAUGGUUGCAAGCCAUGCGAAUGCAACGUAAAUGGAACCGUGAAUGCCAAUAACGUGUGUGACAAGACCACCGGUCAGUGCGUGUGCAAGGCAAACGUCAUCGGCCGUCAGUGUGACAUGUGUGCCGAUAACUUCACCAUGUUCAACAGUGAUCCAACGGACGGAUGUACUCCUUGCGAGUGCUUCCCGGCGGGUAGCACGAGCCCAGUGUGUAACAAGGACAACGGCAUGUGUGACUGUGCCUCAGCGUUCAUGGGUACACGAUGCGAUGAAUGUGUGCCCCAAGCUUUCGGGUUCCCAGCCUGUGAACCAUGCGGUUGCUCCGUGGCAGGCACAGUCAACUCCAACACAAGUUGUAAUCCGAUGAGUGGCCAGUGUGACUGUCUUAGUACCCAUACUGAGAGGAGGUGCGACAUGUGUGCGCUUGAUCACUUUGGAAUGCCGCUGAGCACGGACUCGGAUCUCGUGUGUAGACCUUGCAACUGCAACCAGUUUGGAUCAACCAAUUCCUCGUGUGACCCAAUUUCCGGUCAGUGCAAUUGCGUGCCGACAACAACAGGCGUUCGCUGUGACAUGUGCCAGCCUCGUCAUUUCAACAUCACCUCAUCCGAUGACGGCACAGACACGUUUGGUGGAGGAUGUCUGCGUUGCGACCAGUGUACGGAUGAUCUGCUGAACCGCGCCUGCCGUCAGGAGAGCAUUGUCCUGAAUGCCACCAUCCGCGUCAACUCGUCGGAAGUGCGUGGACUAAUCGAGUCGAGCAACGCCCUGGGACCUUUGGAGGACCGCUAUCGUCCACUGCGUAUGUCCACCAAUACUUGGAGAGCGGCUCAGAUGGAUCAGCUAGAGCGCUUGGAGGUCUUGCGGCAAAUCGAGUUGAAUAUCAAUACCAACAUAUCUGUUCUGCUAACUCGGGCUACAAUCAAUGAAGUUGAGGCUCGGCGUGUCCAGAAUCUGGCCUUCAUUCAACUCCAGCGCAUCAAUGCUUUGAUUCAAACGUUCUCACAAAUCUUCACAACUGUCAACGACAAUACUAUAUUGCUGGCGCAGGCUCUGCAGGACCUUCGCAAUCUCCGCAGCGCCUCCCAGAGCAUUGUCGAUGAGUCUGCUGCUGUUCAAUCGCUAACCUUUGACAUGGAGGAACGGGUUGUGAGGUAUGCGUAUCAAAAUGCAACGCAGCUCAGAAACACCUCAGCCACUCAGCAGGGUCGCGCCAUGCGUAACGCCGCCACCGCCGAUGAGCUAGCCAGUCGCCUGCAAGACGCUAUUGCUGCCCUAGACACAGCCCUAGUGCAGCGCAUUGUGCAGUAUGCUGCUGACAUUGACGCUGGCCUUACCGCUGUGAAUGGAGUGCUGAGUGAGGGUGAGAGACUGGUGCAGGAAGCAGUUCUAGGUCGCAGUCGCUACAUGGGAUCUAUUGCACUGACCAGUGGUGCUAACACUGCAGCCUACAACGCCCUGGAUGCUGCUCAAGCUAGCCUUGAUAUGGUGAUCAGCGCGUUGCAGACGAUAACAACUUACCUGCCACAGCUGACCAACCUUCGUGGUGACAUCAUGCGUGAUCUAACCGAAAACUCACCAGCAACUACCUACUACCUGGUGACCAUUGCUGAAGGACUACUGGCACCCAGGCAAACAUACGCUUAUCAAAUUGAGAACCUUUUCAACAGCACUCAACCCCACGCUGCUGAGGCAGCCGAGCUCAUUAUUGACUAUCGUAUGGCUGAUGAAGACCUGCAAAAUUCCACAGCGUUGCUGCUCCAGGGGGAGAAUGCCUUCAACGCGGCAUCCACUGCGGCUGCAAACGCAGCUGCAACUCAACAGCAGGCUCAUGUGCAGCUGAUGCAGAGUAAUACUCUUCUCGGAGAGGCCAACGCCAUCUCUCAAUUCAUUGGCCAGCAAUUCGCUCAGGGAGGCGCCAUUCUUCUGGAGAUCGGUGAAGAAGUGCAGAAUGCCUCGCUCAGAUUUCAGGCUGAUAGCUUCGAAUGCUUGGAUCUCUUUCAGCCGAUUACCACAAAUGGUGAAAUAAUCCAAAACCAAAUCAACAGCAUAUUUCCUCUGGUAGAUUGUGCCACCAAUGCUACCGCUGAGUACCAGCCACGCAUAGAGCAGACGUAUGGAGACCUGAGCACAGCAGAGGUGACAGCCAACAGUGCUGUGACUGGUGCUGCCGAGAUCAAUAACGACCUGGCAGUGCUGGAAGCCAGACGUAUCGGUAUGGGCAAUGAAGUUGCAAAUGUCACUGAUGGUGUUGCUCGUCUACAAGUGGCAGCUCAACAAGCUAACCAAUCACUGGAUGAUCUUCUAUCCCGCCUCGAACGCAUCAGAGGUCGCUUGACCGUGGCUCAGACUGCUUAUAGGACUGCCAACUUCUGCUGCGAGUCACUGCGUCUUGAUGUCUGCCCCAACAAUGACAACUUGGUGCGCUUGGCUACAAGUAGCAGUUAUAUUCGAUUUGACCCCGGGCACAAUGGUGCGCAGCCAUUUGAUUUCAAUGGAGACUUUGUUGAUCUCGAGUUCCGCACACGAGAGUUUGAUGGCGUUCUGGUGUACUUCGCCAACCAAGACCAGAGCCAGUUCUUUGGAGUGGAGUUGCGCAAUGGAAACACUAUUUCUGUGCGCGCCACCAGAGCUGACGGGGGCACCGCUUCAUUCGAAGCCCCAGGAACUUACAACGACAACAUGUUCCACUCGUUGAGACUUGCUAUCCUCGGCCCGCUCUACUUCCUUAGUAUUGACAAUGGCCCGUUCCUGUUUGCCACCUUCACCACGCCUGGAGCAUUCACCAUCAUCAACGCUCCGCUGUACAUCGGUGGCACACCCACUGUGGCACAGGGCCUGCUGCGCCCCGGAGAGAUGACUCGCCCGUCACUCAUCGGCUGCUUCCGCAAUGUCGUAUACAACCAGGUGCAACUCAAUGUUCUGGAACCCAGCUUCAUAUCUGGUCAUAUCCCGUGCAAUUGUACUCUUGAUGCUCCAGGGCCAACAACGCCACCGCCAACCACAACUCCUCCCACAGUGGUGCCAACACUGGCACCAUGCAUGAACGUUACACCAGCUGUUGGUCAAGGUGUUCGCCUCAACGGCGGCCUAGCCAGCGAUUCAUUCUUGCAGUUUGGACGCCGAGCGGAUGCCAUUGCUCCACUCAACUUCCAGGAAGGUGCCCUGCUGACUAUCUCGUUCCGAACCUACGCCCAGGAUGGGGUACUAGUGUACAUGUCCAAUGCCGAUCACACUCAUGUCAUCGCUGUGGAAGUGCGCAAUGGUUACGUCAGCACUGUCGUUCGGGGUGGCGGCACCCAGCUGCGUGUCUCAUUGACACUGGUGCCGGUAUCCGAUGGAAACGUACAUCAGAUCGACUUGUUUGCAGUCCCAACUGGAGGCAACUCCGGCAUCAUCUUCUUGGUGGUGGACGACACCAACAACCCGGCAAACAGCUUCCAGGAGUUCGAAGUCAUUGGAGAUUCAUUUGACUUCAGCGACAGCAACCUCUACGUCGGCGGUGCUCCUAGUCCAGCAGCACUGCUCAUGACCGGGGAAACGACACGACCCGCACUGGAUGGCUGCAUGCUGCAGUUCGUUCAGCAGAGCGCAGUCCUGGACUUAGGCUCAUACACGGCUCAGCAAAACACUGGUCCCUGCUUCUUGCGACCGAUCUUGGGUCUUCGAUUCCCUGGUUCCGGAUACGCAUCAUUUGAGGGCCUGGUAGCAAACACCCCAUCGCAGGUGCAGCUGACACUGCGCACCUCCACGCGCGCCGGCUUCAUCUUCCACGUUGGCAGUGCUACAACGGGCACCAGUACAGCCUACAUCACACCCAUGGGAAUGGUGAAUCUGCGAGUGACAACAGCUAAUGGCGAGACAAUGACAGUGACUGGAUCACCGCCAUUGUCGCGCUCAACAAUCUGCAAUGGAGAGUUCAUACAAGUGACGGCAUCGGUUGGUGAUACGUUUAUUUCGUUGAAUGUUGGCGGCGUGGAGACUACAGUGCCGUUUGGUGUUGCUGUAAAUGGUGGCGUCACUUCAACAGGACAGUUGAUUGUUGGCCGUCCUCCAGAGAGCGUGCUAAUGCGGGACAACUUGCCCAGUCUGCCUGGCCUGGAGGGAUGCGUCUCUCAGAUCCUCUACGACAGUCUCAUCUUACCGGUGGCGUUCUCAAGGCGUGUCGGCGGUGUUAGCCUGGGUUGUGGCCUGCCAUAACUCCCAGCUACACUCAAGCUGCCGCCCAGAUAGGACAAAAAUCCCGUACCCUGACCAUUCAAUCCACUUCAUUUUCACCUAGCCUAGUAAUAGUAGCCGUCAGACAGCUCCCAUUCAGUGUCACAUAGCUUUUAGGCAUCAGGCUGUGAUCAUCAUGCACAAUCAUGAUUCAUGACUAGCGUUUCCAGCAUCCAUUACUCUCUAUCUGUCUUUCUCAAUCCGUUGUGUGUGCGCCUCUCAUUGUGUUGUGCUGCCUAUGACUAAUGCAGGAUCAUCUCCGACUUCAAGUAAUACUUCUUGCAUGUGUCAAUACCUGUCACAAGGUUUUCUCUUCUUUUCUCUUCUUUCGGCCUGCUUGUUCUCCGUUUAUGCAUGACGUCUUCCUCCUCCUCCUCUCCCCUUACCUUGCAUAGUACUGGUGGAUGUGCUGUCUGUAGUUUCAAAACAAAAAUGCCAAAGGCAA